Molecule: messenger RNA, 1078 nt
Organism: Naegleria gruberi
Lineage: Eukaryota; Heterolobosea; Eutetramitea; Acrasida; Naegleriidae
Product: ribokinase
Exons: 3
Coding region: 1-1047 (348 amino acids)
Biological process (GO): D-ribose metabolic process
Molecular function (GO): ribokinase activity
Source: RefSeq, a predicted model, not a curated record
AUGAUCGCUUCCUCUCCUUCUGGUGCCAAUAUUGGUGAGUCUGCCUUUGAUGGGUUUACACAAGAACAAGGUGUCGCUAUUGUUGGUAGUUCCAACGUUGAUCUUACUUAUGGAGUAAAAAGAAUUCCUAAAGUCGGUGAAACACUUUUUGCUGAUAGUUUUGACCAACAAUUUGGUGGAAAAGGAGCUAAUCAAGCAGUCUGUAUUUCUAAAUUAUCGAGCAAGGAGGCUAAAGUAGUUUUUGUUACUGUUGUUGGUAAUGAUGCUUUUGGCCAACAAGGCAAAGAAAACUUUAGAACUAAUAAUUUAUAUAAUGUGGACAAAAAUGUAAGAAUUGUUGAUUCUGUGAGUGGACAAGCUUUGAUUUUUGUUGAAAAAGCAACAGGAAAUAAUUCAAUUGUUCUUGUAGGAGGAUCAAACGAACAUCUUACUCCACAAAUGGUUGAUGACUCAUGGGAUGAUAUCAAACAAUGUAAAGUACUUGUAUGUCAAAAUGAAACACCUCUCAAUGCUACAUAUCAUGCUCUUAAGAGAGGAAAGGAAGAAGGAUUGAUUACCAUUUUUAAUCCAGCUCCUGCUGUCAAUCUCUUAACUUUACCUCCUGAACUUGCUGAUCUUCCAAAAUAUGUGGAUUAUAUUAUUCCAAAUGAAACAGAAGCACCUUUAAUUAUUGGAAAGGAAUUGGCUGACUCCUAUGUUGAGGAUCAAAGCUCAGUUGAAAGCUUAUGUAGAGAAAUCAAAGAAAAAUUAUCAGUCUCAAAUGUCAUAAUAACUUUAGGCAAGAGAGGUUGCGCUGCUUUGUACACUGAAAAUGGAGAAACAAUCUAUAAGUAUGUGGAGGGUGAAAUUGUAGAUGUAAUGGAUUCAACUGGUGCAGGUGAUGCUUGGGUUGGAAGUUUUGCUUAUUUCGUUUCUUGUGAUAUUCCAGUGGAAGAAUCCAUCAAGUUGGCUAAUUUCAUUGCUUCUGUCACUGUUCAAUUUAAGGGAGCUCAAAUGUCAUAUAAUGCAAUUUCUCAGUCAACUGUUUUGAAGAAAUUUGAACUGUAAAUAAAAGAAUCAACAAAAUUAUUUAUUUAAC